AUGGCGACGAGCAACGUUAAGUUACCUGACCUAAUCAACAGGUGGAUUGAGGUGCAACUAAAGGGAACCGAUCUAGAACGUUCAGAUCCUCUGGACAUUGACGUAAUCAAAUUGACGCUUUUGCUGAAAUCGAUGGGUUUGCGCUUGCAGUACCUGGACUUUGAUGGAGAAAAAAGCACCAACGACAACCUAACAAUUGCAAUCAAAUGCAACAAGUCCGGCAUGCGAGCCGAAAUGAGCUACGAUCUGCUGCGUUGCAGCUGUCCCGAAAAGACCGAGCGCGAAAGCGCCUUCUGGGAGGUGCAAGCAACAGGUCCAAAGGUGUUUUCAAAAUUUAAGAACAACACCUCCUCCAACCUGCUGCCCGAUGUAUCGGAAAGCUGUGCUCUCGUCUCGAAAGCAAUGCUCUCGAACUUGCUAGACUUCUAUGAAGCCAGCAUUCGUCAGGUGAAGGAAGAGAAAGAGCGGUUGAUGUUACACUCGCCUUUAAAAUCACCACGGGCGAAGGUGAGCGUCAUCAGCCCAGGGCUGACAAUUCGGAACCCAUUUUCGACGCCCCCGGCUGAAGGUAAAUCGUCAGCACGUGCUACUGAAGAAAUCGAACGAACCAAUGUAGUGUCUAAGGAUGCUCCAAUGCCGGAGAGCGAUUCAUGUCAUAAACCCUAUGAAAUGCAGGUGGAUUCUAGGUCAAAUACAUCCUGUGAGAGCGUGGGUAUCAACAACAAAACGCACGAGCUAGGGACAUCGGAGAAUACCACAAACAUGCCGAUAGUAGAUGCAAUCCAUAGUCCACAGUCGCAUGCUAGUACAACGGACGAUAAUGCGUUUGAGGCGAUGAAAACUCUCAUCACCUCCAGUCCCAACGAAAAACCGGCACAGGUGCCACUCGAAGCAGCAGAAUGCCAUCACGAUCGAGAUCUUAACGUUAUCAAUUAUCUACAGCAAGCGCGCAAUCAAAUCGAUAUGGCUCUGAUGCUGAUGAAGCUCAACACUACGCAGGACAUUUCGCGUGUUUCCACGCAAAGCGCUACACCUCGAAACACUACCGCUGGGACGCGCAAAGGCCUAGGAACACCGAAAUUUGCACAAACCCGUUCCAGCUCGCUGUUAAGCAUCGAACAAAGACGCCCUCCCACCCCAGCUGGCACGAAGAAAAGUACAUCAUCUACUUCUUCCCAGCCUUCUACACCACGGCUGCCCGUUCUCAAUCUUUUAGGUCGUCCGGACACUCCUCGACCCACCAAGUUACAUACACAACCCGUAACUGCUUUGCGAAAGGUUAUUUCGGCGAUGGCCACAGGACCGGUGGUCACGACACGUCAGCUACAACCUCCAGGAAGUUUAAAGAAACCAACUCCAGCUUUCACGGCGCAACAAACCAACCAACGGAAAUUAUUGCCACCGAGCGUUCCCAGUUCCUCCCCAAAGACCCUCGCGAAACCGGUACCAUCUGGCCGUUCAGCAUGCGGUAUUGGUCUCAUCCAGCGAUCCUCCAGUGCAUCAUAUAUUAGCAAAAAGUAG
Anopheles nili is the source of this 1521-nucleotide messenger RNA. RefSeq lists its product as uncharacterized. The transcript is spliced from 2 exons. The record is from RefSeq and is a predicted model, not a curated record. Lineage: Eukaryota; Metazoa; Arthropoda; Insecta; Diptera; Culicidae. The coding region runs from base 1 to 1521 and encodes 506 amino acids.